Messenger RNA from Lathyrus oleraceus (garden pea), 923 nucleotides. RefSeq lists its product as uncharacterized. The record is from RefSeq and is a predicted model, not a curated record. Lineage: Eukaryota; Viridiplantae; Streptophyta; Magnoliopsida; Fabales; Fabaceae. The transcript is spliced from 8 exons. Bases 105 to 680 code for a protein of 191 amino acids.
UUUCUUUUUUCUGUUACCAAGUGAAAUUGCGCUCUUUUCUCGCUAAUUUUUUUGGCUCCAACGCUCUCGGUUCUUCGUCUCUCUCCUCUUUCGCGCACGUUCUUAUGGAGGGUGGUAACAAUCAGGUUACUGAAGAUUAUUCAGUGGCAUUUGGGGAUUUGAUUCAUGUCAAGCUUCCUCGCAGUGGUUUGUGGUGGCCUGCUCAGGUUGUUGAUGAUGAAGCUGUUGUUUCGAGUUUGAAACCUAGAAGUUGUCGCAAGGGGGAGGUUCUUGUUCGGGUUUAUGGAAGCCAUUUGUUCUUGAAUGUGGAUCCUGUUAAAUCUUGUUCUGAGUUUGAGACGAUUCUCAAGAAUAAUAAUGGGGAUCUCCAAAAGAUACUCCGCGAAGGUCUUGAAAAGAGCCUUCCUAGCUCGAAGAAAUCAGCAAUCAAGGCCAGGGGAACUCCAAGUAAGAAAGGUAGUAGUAGCAAAAAACAGUCCAACACGAAAGGCGAGGAGCCGAGCACAGCCAAGCGCCAAAAACAAAACAAGGAGUCAAAGGACGGUGAUCUGGCUAGCCCAAGUUGUGAAACAGCCACUGGGAAGCUCCAAGAAUUGAGUUCCCGAAGGAUUAGAGUGAUGCAAAGCCUUGGUCUCAGUGCUCCAACGGGUUCACCAUUCAUCAAAGUAAGGGGUAAUUGAAACAAAACCCCACGGUUGCAAGAAUGGAAAAGUGUAGGCAUCUGAAGAACUUGUGUAAUGCAUUCUCUUGUAAUAGGACAUGCUCUUUUAGUCAAAUACUUUGUUGAGGGUUGUUUAAUCUGUAGUUUUGAAGUGUCUUCUUCAAGCACAUGGACGCAAUCGUCGUUUAUGACGAAAAUGUGCAGUAAAACUUAUAUUGAGGUGGGUGGUCUACCAUUGACUUAUGCAUGCUAGUUUCUGUUA